This is a messenger RNA of Salvia hispanica, 1160 nucleotides long. The record is from RefSeq and is a predicted model, not a curated record. NCBI's taxonomy places the organism in Eukaryota, Viridiplantae, Streptophyta, Magnoliopsida, Lamiales, Lamiaceae.
AUGGCGGAAAGUGUAAGGAAGAAGAAGAAGAAUGAAUUUCGAGGAAAUAGUAUGAAUGUGGAGGCAUCUCAUGUAGAAGGUCAAAGAGGAGGUAGAACACAGCUGAUUCUCCCCAACUGGGAACAGAAAGGAAGAAGUUCUUACCGUCCAGGUCUUGCUUCAAGCAAUAUCUCUGGGAGAUUAAAUGCUAGAAGUUAUCCUUCAACUGAUGAAAACGAGUCAGUCUCUGCUACUGAUGAAGAUACUAUUGCUGAUUUGGUACAGCAACAUGAUCAAUUUGUUGGCUCAAUGAGGUCUCGAUUAGGCAAACUGCAGAUAGUCCUUAACUACUGGCAGAGGCAUGAUAUAAGAGGGGCUCUUGGUGCAAUCAGCAAAAUGGGUGACCAAAGUGUGCUUGCGGAUGUUUCAACGGCUUUUCACUCUAUGCCUACAAGGCAUCAAGAUAUUGCAUUGGAUAUGCUCAUAAAAUUGGUGAGAGUAUUUGGCUCUGUGAUUUACUCUUCACUGUCAGCACCUGCAUCUGGCUGGCUGGAGCGUUGCAAUCUCUGCUAUGUGGAACUUGAGAAAUUAAAAUGCUCCCUUCCAGCUCUUUCAACAAGAGGUGGUAAUAUCGCCAAAUCAGCACUGGAACUGAAUCUGGCGCUUCAGGAAGUUUGAGUGUCUAAUGUUCACACUAUAUCAGCACUAUACAGACGGGGCAGACGGAAUUGCUUCCAGGGGACUGCAGAUUCUGAAUUGAAAGAUGAUAGUGCUUGUAAAUUCGUGCUCAGAGGGAUUAUUGACCUGAUUCUUUAUCUUAACUUAAAGUUAGGUAAUGGACGACCUGGUGGCUGCCACUGAAAACAGCUAGUGGCUGAAGCUUCAUCAGUGGACGCAGAUCCAUUCUUACUGUUUUGUUGUCUUAACCCAAACGUCAACUUGGUAUUCUCGAGUGAAGAUGAAUUGGUUGUAGUUUAGAGAGAUUUGUGCAGACAUGGGUCCUAUCUAAGGUAGCAUAGCUCUUUGUACUGAUGAGCUGCGCUCCAGUUGAAGGGCAUAGAGCAAGUUUGCUUUGUAUGAUGUAAGAGUGUUUUGAUAUGCAAGUGUUUUUGACUAAGAAAUAUAUGCUGUAUCCUAGAGCAAUAACCUUACCAAUCUCCUAAAUAUAUAUAGAGUGCUUU